Messenger RNA from Ilyonectria robusta, 2090 nucleotides. RefSeq lists its product as uncharacterized. The record is from RefSeq and is a predicted model, not a curated record. The transcript has 2 exons. Bases 10 to 1785 code for a protein of 591 amino acids. Lineage: Eukaryota; Fungi; Ascomycota; Sordariomycetes; Hypocreales; Nectriaceae.
GUUGGCACCAUGGAUCCAGUGUCCGCACUCGGUGUUGCCGCCGCUAUAGUCCAAUUCAUCACAAUCACUUCCAAAAUCCUGACCAGUACUGUCACAUUAUGCAAUUCCGCGACGAGCGACUCCUCUGAGAUUAUGAGUCUCGAGAACAUCUACUUGAAGCUGAAAACCGUCAGUCUCAAUGUGAGCAACGCAGCUAAAAAGGCUGCACACAUAAAAGAGCCUAGCAGGUCGAUCCAUUCCCAGGGCGAAUGGAGCCCGACGACCAUUUUUCUGGGUUCACUUGACGAGGACCUGGCUACAGAGAAUCCGUUUUCAACUCUACAGGAUUCCUAUGCGUCACUGGGAAACUUGCUGGACACUUGUGACUCCGAUUGCAGCAAACUACUCACAAUCGUUGGGAAAAUCAAGGCCACCAGCAACCCCGGCUCCCGUUGGAGCUGUUUUCGCGCGGUCUUGAAGCUAUUUUGGAAACGAGACGAGAUUGCCCAGGUUGAGGACAGCCUGGAGAGGUUGCAAAGACUAGUGACGAUACAAAUGUGCAACAUAUCGAAUAUCUAUCACGACAUCUAUCUUCGAGAAUUGGUAAAGCUGAAGAAAGAAAGUGAGUAUCUCGGCAUUCAGCAGAGCGUCCAGAUAAAAUCCAUCGAGUCUAUGCUUCAGACGCUCAUCGAACGACAACGAGGGUCAGAGGGCACUUCAGUGCCUACAGACUCUCUACCCACGCAGCUGUCUCGUUUGGAGCGUUCAAUGCUGCAACUUGGAAUCUCAGAGCGCAAAGUUGGUCGGGAGAUGUCCAUCUUGCGCAGCCUCCGUUUUGAGAAUCAAAAGGUUAGACAUGUCAGCAUACCCAUUGCUCACCGAGAAACAUUUCAGUGGGUGUUUGAGCCCAACAAAGAAGGGGAAUCCAGUGCCCUACUGGAUUGGCUCAUUAAUGGCCAAGAACACUUUUGGGUGGCAGGAAAGCCAGGGUCCGGCAAAUCGACAUUCAUGAAGUUUCUGGCAGAUCACCCAACGACCUGUUCAGCUCUAGCCCAGUGGUCACACCCGCUUCCGGUGAUAAUAGCCAGCCACUACCUAUGGAGUCCAGGGACUGAGAUGCAAAAGUCGCAACAAGGCCUGCUCCAGAAUCUGCUUUACGAAAUCUUCCGACAUUGCCCAGAUCUCAUCGAAGCUGCCUGCGAGUCUCGUUGGACAUUGAGCAAUGAGAACGACCAAGUUGCGUGGACUCUUCCAGAGCUUUGGUCGACACUAGAGGCAAUUCCAUUGCAAAACCUGACAGAUCGAAAAUUCUGUUUUUUUAUUGAUGGUCUUGACGAAAUUCCGAGCGCCAACCUGGACAUGAUGGACUUUUGCGAGGCUUUGAUCGCAAAGCUCCAUGCUCCAAAUGUCAAGAUGUGUCUCUCAAGUCGGCCCUGGAACAUAUUUGAGGACAGUUUCGGCCAAAAAGCUCAUCGCAAGCUCUAUAUCCACGAUCUGACCAGACUUGAUAUCCUCCGAUUCGCCAGAUCUCGUUUAUCUGAGCACCCGCGCUGGAGAGUCCUGCAAACCCAGUCUAGGCGAGCCGAGGAACUCAUUGAAUGCAUUGCCGACCGGUCUCAAGGUGUAUUUCUCUGGGUUUCUAUCAUGACUAGGCUGUUGAGGGAGGGUUUGACCAAUGGCGAUAGCUUUUCGCACUUGAGGAAAAUGCUGGACAGCUUUCCUCGGACUUGGAACCUUUCUUCAAGGCGAUCCUGGAAUCGGUGCCUUCAAUCUAUCGAGAGAGGAUGGCAGAAACUCUCCAAAUAGCUCUCUAUGCCAAGGGGCCUUUGGAUGCCGUCAUAUAUAGUUUCCACGACGACAUCGAUGAUGUGGAGAUUGGCUGCGCAAUUAAUAUGCCAGGCUAUGAAAACGGCGGGGAGAUUCUACGGUUUCGUCGCGAAGAAAUUAUCCGACGUCUGAACGGCAUAUGCCGAGGCCUUCUUGAACCGAACUUCCUAGGCCAGGUUGAUUUCCUUCACAGAACUCUGGUAGACUUCUUGAGAACCCAGGAUAUGAUUGAGUUUCUCCGUACCCAGUCAAGUCAUAAGUUCAGUCCCAGUCUUGCAAUUCUA